Molecule: messenger RNA, 336 nt
Organism: Strongylus vulgaris
Lineage: Eukaryota; Metazoa; Nematoda; Chromadorea; Rhabditida; Strongylidae
Source: the annotation of a GenBank genome assembly
UCCAAGAAAGAAGAGAAAAAGGACAAGGAAAAGGAUGAAGACAAAGACAAGGACAAGGACAAGGACAAGGACAAAGACAAAGACAAAGAGAAGGAUAACGAAGACAAGGACAAAGAUAAAGAUGAUAAGGAUAAAGAGAAAAAGGAUGAUGAUGACAAGGAAAGAGAGGAGAGGAAAAGGCGUAGAAAGGAGAAAGAGGAGAAGCUGAAAAAGGAACGUGAAUGCAUGAUAAAAGAAGCUCUCGACAAAGGUAAUCUACGUCCUGCUGAUGACAAUGAAACAAUCAACGAAUGCGUCAGCGACUGGAACGGACCUGUAGCAAAAAGAAAAUCCUGA